AUGGAGCCCACCGUCACCAACGACUGACAUCCAAUCCCGCGUCCGCAACCGCAGCUACCGAACGGCCACCUACCGUCUUCUACCUGCCUGAUUUACUCCGACCUUAUCCUGGUUUGAUCUUGCAUUUCAUCCUCCUGCUCCAGAAUCCCAACAUAUUCCUCUCUUCUCCUACAACAUCUCUCCCACUUCCUCCUCCUUCUCUGCAUCCGCGAGCCGUUCCUGAGCUCUUAACGUUGCAGCAUUCAUCGUCGCAUCACGACACCUAACACGAUUACUUCAUAUCCAGCACCCGCUUCCAUCGAUCAUACCCACGCACCAGACGAGGUCAUGGCCGACAACACAGAGGGCACCGGUGAUGCCCAGGUCACCUUCAAGGUGAAGACGGGACAGGAUAGCAAUCAUACCAUCACCAUGCCCGAGUCCGCCUCCGUAUUGGACCUCAAGACCAAAUUAGCCGGCCAAGACUUUGAGAACGUCCCCGUCGAGCGCCAGCGCCUCAUCUACUCUGGCCGCGUCAUGAAAAACGACGACACCCUAGGCACCUACAAGAUCAAGCCCAACAACACCAUUCACAUGGUUAAGAGCGCCGCCAGCAACCCGGCGCCUCAACCAGCCGCUACAGCCUCAACACCCGCUGCCCCUGCCGUGCCUUCCAACAUGGCUGCCGGCACCGCGAACAAUAUCCUCGCUGGCCUGACUGGAGCCAGAUACGCCGGCCACAUCAAUCUGCCCAGUCGCGAGACUUUUGGGGCCGACGGAGGCAUGGGUGCCCCGCCAUCCGACGACCAGCUGGCCCAGAUGCUUUCCGAUCCCUCCAUGCUCCAGACCAUGAACGCCGCUCUCGACAACCCAGACUUCAUCAACUACAUGAUCCAGAGCAACCCCCACUUGCGCAACGUGCCCAAUGCUCGAGAGAUCAUUCAGUCGCCUUUCAUGCGCCAAAUGAUGACCAACCCGGACAUGCUCCGCAAUGUCAUGAGAAUGCAGCGCAAUAUGGCCGGAGGAGGUGGCAACGCCGCGUUCCCGGCGCCUGGCACAACCGACACCACACCUGCUGAGGCUGCAGCAGCUGGUGCCAACACCAACAACGCAGCUCCCUUCGGCUUCCCUGGAGGUCUCCCAGGUAUGCCGGGUCUCGGCGGUAUGGAGGGGCUUGGCGACCUCGGUGCGCUGUUUGGUCCUGGCAGCCCCUUUGCGCCUCAGCAACCCGGAGCCACCCCUGGUGCCGCCGCGGCAACCGGGAGCAACGCGCAGGCUCCGGCAGGUGCAGGUGCUACUGGGACGACGGGAGCGGCGACGGGGGAGCAGGGCGCGAAUGCUACAUCAAGCCCGCCUCCGGCCAACCCUUUUGCUGCACUCUUCGCUCCGCCUCCUUAUGCGGCCCAGGGCCAGAACGCUGCCCAGGGUCAAGGCCAGGUCCCAACAAACCCCUUUGGUUCUCCUUUCGGCCAGAUCAACCCCGAGAUGAUGCAGCAGAUGAUGAACAUGUGGGGUCUCGGCCAAGGCGGCGCUGCCGGUGGAGGCUCUCCCGCCCCCCCGGACAACCGCCCUCCCGAAGAACGUUAUGCUGAGCAACUGCGCCAGCUCAACGACAUGGGCUUUUUCGAUUUUGAUAGAAACGUGGCGGCCCUGCGCCGCAGUGGUGGAAGCGUGCAAGGCGCUAUUGAGCAUCUUCUUAGCGGCUGAUUAUGGUUUUCGAUGCAUGAUACGAGAGACUCAUGACACGAGACACGGAGAGGGAGAUGAUUUGCGUCUUUGUGGUGAGAGGGCGCGUGAUUAAUAGCUGAUGAACUGAUCGGGGAAGAAGCACAUACCACACUUAGUUUGCCUGGAACUUUGGUUCUGGCGGUUUUCGAGACAAUAGGAAAAUUGACCAGUCAUGAUGUUAUGACACAUCUUACAUUGAGUCGCUUUAGGGUGUUUUUAUCUGAUGAGCAGACUCGUGUGUUUCAACCUUGCUACUGAGUAUUCAGUCUACAAAC
Messenger RNA from Colletotrichum destructivum, 1982 nucleotides. Its product is annotated as Putative Ubiquitin-like domain, Heat shock chaperonin-binding, UBA-like superfamily, ubiquilin. Bases 328 to 1686 code for a protein of 452 amino acids. The transcript is spliced from 2 exons. The record is from RefSeq and is a predicted model, not a curated record. Gene Ontology annotation, molecular function: polyubiquitin modification-dependent protein binding. Gene Ontology annotation, cellular component: cytosol. Gene Ontology annotation, biological process: ubiquitin-dependent protein catabolic process. Lineage: Eukaryota; Fungi; Ascomycota; Sordariomycetes; Glomerellales; Glomerellaceae.